AUGCAGAGCGAAACACUCAAUGCCGUCUACGCCGCCAUGGAUAUUGAUGAGGAAGAUAUAACCAACGCAGAACCCCGCGGCAAGGAGAAGCUUGGGCGACGCAAACGCGCUCUCGGGAAAGCAGCGAGGACAAGGUCGAAGUAUAAGCAGUUAAGUAUGCGACACCUCGCUAGGGCGUAUAGUGAAGAAAGAAGCCCGGAACUCGUCAAGGAGAUUUCCUGUAGACUAAUCAGACGCCAUCCGUUGAAAUUCUUUGUUAAGCAUUGCGAGAUCGCGCUACUAGAGUGGCUUUCUAUACUUAGAGCGACCAUGCUGCCCGAGAACAUCACUAGUUCGGAUCCCCGGGUUGUUACAGCCUUUAAAUACCUAGAUAACAUCCUGUACGGCCAAGCGAAUUCAAUACUAGUGCGAAGACUUGCUGCUAUCCAGAUGCUAUACUUGCUGGAGACUGUCAAGCAGAUCGUUAGCUCGGACUAUCGACAAGGGCGGGUCCAGUUGAAGCGUGGCUAUGGGGUUUCGAGUAUUGUCAUGAAAAUCUACAUGAGUGCACAAGAUCAGCUAAUGACGAUGGGCGUGCUCUAUGAGCGUACACGAUUUGCCAGGCGUCUGAGGGAGCUUGCAGUGGAACCGCCAUUCUUUCUCAUUCUCUACUCAAACGCGGCCGAAUCCCUCGCAGAUAGGUCUUCGGGCUUCGGCGUGCCAAUGCUGGGAAUGAUAGCGUCCCACAUUGAGCAUGUUGCCCCUUCCAAACUCAUCACCGCCUGUAAGGACCUUGCGCAGGCAGCGGAGUCGGCAAUCAGAUCUGGGCAAGCUUGCGACACCGGUAUAAUGGCGUUGGAAGUAAAGCAGCGUUUAGAGCGAUGGAUGGAUUAG
This is a messenger RNA of Clonostachys rhizophaga, 873 nucleotides long. Lineage: Eukaryota; Fungi; Ascomycota; Sordariomycetes; Hypocreales; Bionectriaceae. The record is from the annotation of a GenBank genome assembly.